AUGAAGACUACGGGCCUCGUCAGCCACUAUGAGACCCUGGGUGUUCCCCAGAAUGCAUCCUUGAAGGAUAUCAACAGUGCUUACAAGAAACUCGCCUUGAAGGUGCAUCCCGACAAAUUGGGCGAUGGAAAUGACACGGGUGAAGAAUUUCGCAAGAUCCAGCUUGCCAUCGAGGUCCUCCGGGACUCCGUCCGGCGCCAGAAACACGAUUAUGAUCUUAACAUACGCAAAAUAUUGGAGGAACAGCAACGGAAAUUCCCCUUUGGUCAACCGGACUAUGAUGGCUGGAUGCCGCACAGUGGCCGGCCAUACGGUCUCCGAGACCCCUAUGACCGCUACAUGUACAGCUACAAAAACAGCGUGCACAUGGAUUCCACCAGUCCUGAGUCAAGAGAAGAGAAGCAACGUGUCGACGAGGAGCGCAGAGCCGUCGACGAGCUGUUUCGGAAGGUACCGGUCCGUGACGAAGACAGACGCAGAGAAGCCAUGCGCGAGCGUGUUCGUUGUGACGAAGAGCAAAUGAAUAAAGAGGAGAAGGAAGAGGAAGAUGGAGCGGAUGAAUAUUCGACUCCUGCUAAUGUUCACUCUGCAAGUGCCAACGAUGCCAACAAACAUAGAGUGCAGAACAGAGAUGAGUAUCAGGCCUCUCCAGUCCCUGAAAAUCGGCCUGUCCCUGCUCAGCAGGCUGAAGAAAACAAUGAACAAUCCGAAGAGGACGACGAACUGUUCGUGCCGGCCUAUAGCGGUGUUGGCAGUAGUCGUCGCAUUGAUGAAACGGAGUCUUGUCGCUGCUACGGUGACGAUGAAGACAACAAUUCGGCAGAUAGUUACGACAAGAAAAGCUCCAGUCUCGGUCUUACAGACGCAUACGCAGCCGAACGCGAAGAAGGAACAGACGUCUUCUAUUCCAGCAGAGAAAUCGACUCGUCCGAGCAGGACGAUGACAGCAGCUCGGACGAUGACGACGGUGGUCCUUCCCCCAGCCCCAAUAAUCAAAGCCAUACUGGACAUACUGGACACACCGAACCAGUCCCUUCCAAAGACCUGUUCGCCGACUUCUUCACCGCGAAGCUCAACCACCCCAGCGGGAAGUAUACUCUCCAAGACUACCAAACCGAACUCAAGGGGUUGGUCAUGGAGGCCUUCUGCGGCUGGCUCGAAGCCACUCGUCUCUCUUUUCCUUCCGCAGAGCCACAGGGCUGCGCCAGUUCCCCCGCGACCUGUCGCCACUUGGGAUAUUGGGAGAAGGAGUUUGGACGUCCCGAAUGCGAGGUCUGUCAUCGAUUCAUGCCCUUGUGCACUCUCAAGUGUCCUGGCUGCGGGAUGAGAGCUUGUAUCGCCUGCAAGUUUACUCGUGGUGACUAG
Penicilliopsis zonata CBS 506.65 is the source of this 1365-nucleotide messenger RNA. RefSeq lists its product as hypothetical. Lineage: Eukaryota; Fungi; Ascomycota; Eurotiomycetes; Eurotiales; Aspergillaceae. Gene Ontology annotation, biological process: protein refolding. Gene Ontology annotation, cellular component: cytoplasm. The record is from RefSeq and is a predicted model, not a curated record. The transcript has 2 exons. The coding region runs from base 1 to 1365 and encodes 454 amino acids.